AUGGGAGAAGUCUAUUCAAACUUAGGAAUUUUUUAUAAGACCAGUGAUGAAAAUCAGCUAUCUCUUGCCUACGCACAAUGCUUACGUUUUCGACCAGCAGGUGCACUAUCGCGAUCGACACCUAAUGGGAGAAGUCUAUUCAAACUUAGGAAUUUUUAUAAGACCAGUGAUGAAAAUCAGCUAUCUCUUGCCUACGCACAAAUCAAAAAUAUGUUCGUAACGCCCGACACACGGACAGACCGGCUAAACAUCUCAUAUUUCGGCAAAAUAACGCUAGAGUCUUCUCGUUAUGCGGCCAAUUCGAUGCACUUGCACACUGGACACCAAUAUUCUCUUGAAACAUCAGUGGCGCCCUCUGGUGGACAGAUCUA
Opisthorchis viverrini is the source of this 371-nucleotide messenger RNA. RefSeq lists its product as hypothetical. Lineage: Eukaryota; Metazoa; Platyhelminthes; Trematoda; Opisthorchiida; Opisthorchiidae. The record is from RefSeq and is a predicted model, not a curated record. The annotation marks the transcript as partial. The transcript has 3 exons.